AUGCAAUGUGCUUUUCUUAUUGUUCACAUCACAUUUGCUAAUCGGUGUCUUUUUGUGUAGUUUGUUAUCAAAAGUAAACUAUUAUUUAGUGACAAAUUGGGUAAUUAUAACUCAAAAUAGCAUGGGUAAAGCACUAGUUGCUGAAAGGCCCAGAUAUGUCGUGGAGCUGCCACCCCCACCACCUAAGGAUUAUAAAUUCAGUUGCAUAGAUUGCGACAAAAAAUUUGCCAAACUUUCAAGAUUAACGAUGCACCAAGCUAUACACUUAUCUGAGAAACCUUAUAAAUGCUCAUUCGAAGGCUGUGAAUCAUCAUACUAUCGGAAAACUCAUUUGCAACGGCAUGAAGCUACCAAGCACACGACUAUGGGAGGAGGCUUUAAGUGCAGCUUUGACGGAUGUUUAGCCUCGUUUGAUUCCGCGACCAGCUUAUACUUUCACAAUAAGAAGAAACAUUGCGAAAAGAAAUUUUCGUGUCCUAUAUGUCGGGAAAUGUUUAGCAAGAAGUACCAAUUAAAGGAACACACGUUCGAACAUGCUGGCCAUACAACACCGCUUUUUAAAAUUAUGCUAAAUUUUAGGUGCGGUGUACAAGGGUGUAACGAAGAAUUUAGAUUGCACGCAUUAUUAAAAUCUCACCAGAAACUUCAUAGAAAAAGACGAAUUGCUGGCGAAGAGGAAUCUCAAAACAGAAAGACAUAUCAAUGUUCGGAAUGCAAUGAAGUGUUUGAGAAAUGGUCCAGUUGUUUAGCUCACAAAAAAAGUGCUCAUUGCAAUUUAAUGGAGUGUCCUACUUGUAAGAAAAAGUUCUCACAUUCACAUAUUCGUAAUCACAUCAAGAUUCACGCAGAACAAAGGGAUAUCUUUCCUUGCCCUUACGAAACUUGUUCAAAGUCCUACCAACACUCACAGAAUCUUGCUAAUCAUAUCGGGACUUUUCAUAAGGGACGGUCUUUCGUAUGCGGUAUUUGUAGUAAGCAAUUAAGUACUAAGCAAAAAUUGAAUCAUCAUAUUAAUAUCAUUCAUGAAAGUGCUCCAAAGGCUGUACAAGAUACAAAUGAUGAUUUCAUGCUGUCGCGGAGUAAACUGCUUGACAUGUUAUCGGGUGAGACUGACUUUGAAAUAUCAAGGCGUGGACCUGCCAAAGGCGUGCACUUUCCAACGAAUAGCGAUGGGAAUUCUGGCACAAAAGUUACAACAGUACCUUCAGAAUCGUUGGUGAUCAGUGGCACAAAUGAUCUGAGUAACUCGCUACUUGAAAAUUCAAAUUAUUUGGGAGAGGAAUAUUUAAAAGCUUAGCCGUUAGAUUAGUCCGAAUCACUGACUUUGCAUAAUCUUGAUGCAAAAAGAACUAUCUGAUUAGUACUUGACAAGACCCGAGUGUUUGCUGUUUUUAAUGUGAUGUUUUGUUAACCUGUGUUCAUGUGUUACCAAACUAAUAAAUAUACAGAAGUAAAAAAACUCG
This is a messenger RNA of Folsomia candida, 1463 nucleotides long. Its product is annotated as zinc finger protein 84. The coding region runs from base 122 to 1297 and encodes 391 amino acids. Gene Ontology annotation, molecular function: transcription coregulator activity. Gene Ontology annotation, biological process: regulation of transcription by RNA polymerase II. Gene Ontology annotation, cellular component: nucleus. The transcript has 7 exons. The record is from RefSeq and is a predicted model, not a curated record. Lineage: Eukaryota; Metazoa; Arthropoda; Collembola; Entomobryomorpha; Isotomidae.